AAAAUUGAUGCGUGCAUGGCUGCAGUGACUAGCUAGUACUGCAACCAAAAACUACUUUAUCUCUUUUCAAGAAAGACAAUGGCCUUGAUCAUAUUCUCUCACGGGUUCAAAAAGUAUUUUCCUUUUUUGAGGAAAAUAAAUAAACAUCAAAUUCACAUUGUCUUAGUAUAUUCUCUUUUUUUUUGAGGAAAAUAAAUACAGUACCACAUCAUAUAGUAUAUCAAUAAUUUAAGUAUAGAAAGUGCUCAUUAGUGUUUUAGUCUCUGAGUUUCUCAUUCCAUUCUUGUAGAAUCAAACUCACAUUGCAGCCGGAGAGAUGCCAAGAUCAAGAGCGAGUGAGAUGCCUCAACGGCCGUCUCCUCGGGCUCCGCACAGCCUCCGGACGUCCUCGAGCUCGGACUCGGAUCCAGUCCAUCCGCGCUCGAGGACCACCGUGCGGAGCCCGAGGCUAUCGGAGCCUCUGAAUCAGAGGAAGCUAGGCAGCCGCAUUGCUGACCUCGAGACUCAGCUUGGGCAGGCUCAGGGCGAGCUCAAAUGCCUCAAGGAUCAAUUGGCCUCUGCCGAGGCAGCCAAGACAGCAGCUCAGGAGCUUCUUAACAAGAAAUCAAAGAAACCUAAGAAGGUUGUGGAAAUGGAAGACAAGAAAGAGAGCAAUGAGGAGUUCUAUGAUGAUGUGUUUGAAGUGCCGAUGGAGAAAGCAGCUGUGGAGUCGAAGGAAUCUCCGCGGGAUGAGAUAAGAGCGCUCAAGGAGAAGAGUAGAGAGGCUGAGGUUGUUGGUGAGGAAAAUGCAAAGAUGAAGAUGGAAAUUGAGGAGCUGAGUUUGAAGCUGAAGCAGGCCAAUGAAGAAGUGGAGAAGAGUAGAGCAAAUGUGGCAAGCAUGAAGGAGAAAGUGGAAGCUAGUGAGAGAGGGAAGGUGGAGUUGGAGAUGGAGAUGAAGAGGCUUCGUGUUCAAACUGAGCAAUGGAGAAAGGCUGCGGAUGCAGCUGCGGCAGUGUUGGCUGGGGAAGUGGACAAGCAGGUGUAUGGAAGCUCACCGGACGAUUCUGACGACGGCGGCAAGAGGAAAGGUUCUGGUAUUAAAAUGUUUGGAGACCUGUGGAGAAAGAAAGGAAACAAAUAGACUGUUUAGGUUCCAAAUAAUGCUUGUAAUCCAGUUGCAUCUGUUUUCAGUUUGGGAUGUAUUAGCAAUAGACUAGUAGGAGUAUUUGGUUUGUGUUUGCAGACAAUUCAGUUCAUGGGGUUCAUUUAUCGAGAAUGCCAAUCAAAAUAUGAAUUGUGGAGAUA
Messenger RNA from Salvia splendens (bonfire salvia), 1284 nucleotides. RefSeq names its product interactor of constitutive active ROPs 1. The coding region runs from base 317 to 1120 and encodes 267 amino acids. The transcript is spliced from 2 exons. The record is from RefSeq and is a predicted model, not a curated record. NCBI's taxonomy places the organism in Eukaryota, Viridiplantae, Streptophyta, Magnoliopsida, Lamiales, Lamiaceae.